This is a messenger RNA of Neltuma alba, 1273 nucleotides long. Its product is annotated as G2/mitotic-specific cyclin S13-6-like. The record is from RefSeq and is a predicted model, not a curated record. Lineage: Eukaryota; Viridiplantae; Streptophyta; Magnoliopsida; Fabales; Fabaceae. Gene Ontology annotation, biological process: mitotic cell cycle phase transition. Gene Ontology annotation, molecular function: cyclin-dependent protein serine/threonine kinase regulator activity. The transcript has 7 exons. The coding region runs from base 74 to 1273 and encodes 399 amino acids.
AAAGCGCUAACUGAUUCAGAAGGGGCUCUCUAAGCAAACCCAGAAGGAGAAUCGCAGACGCAGAGUGUUGAAAAUGGCUUCGAGACCCAUCGUUCCACCACAGGCCAGAGGUGAUGCAGUCGUCGAGGGAGGUAAGCAGCAAAAGAAAAAUCCAGCGGCAGAAGGAAGAAACCGCAGAGCACUGGGCGACAUUGGAAAUUUGGUGAACGUAAAAGGAGUAGAGGUCAAGCCUAACCGCCCUAUCACAAGGAGUUUCUGUGCCCAACUACUUGCUAAUGCCCAGGCAGCAGCUGCGGCUGACAACAACAAGAAACAAGCUUGUGCUAAGGUGGAUGCACCUCUUCCGGUCGUUGAUGGAGUCGUAGCUGCUAAGAGAGUCGCACCAAAGCCGGCUCAGAAGAAAGUCACCGUUAAACCAAAGCCCGAGGAAGUCAUUGACAUAAGCUCAGAAGAAGAGGUAGAGAAAGAGAAGUCUCCGAACAAGAAAAAGGAAGGAGAUGCCAACUCUAAGAAGAAAUCACGCACUCUUACUUCCGUACUCACUGCUCGAAGCAAGGCAGCAUGUGGUCUGACUAAGAAGCCAAAGGAGCAGAUUGUUGACAUAGACGCAGCUGACACUGAAAAUGAACUUGCUGCAGUUGAAUAUAUAGAUGAAAUUUACAAGUUUUACAAGCUGGUCGAGCAUGAGAACCGGCCUCACGAUUACAUGGACUCGCAACCUGAACUCAACGAGAGGAUGAGAGCUAUAUUGGUGGAUUGGCUGAUAGAUGUCCACAGAAAGUUCGAGCUCUCGCUUGAGACUCUUUAUCUCACCACCAACAUAAUUGAUCGCUUUCUUGCCACCAAGACCGUGCCAAGGAGAGAACUCCAAUUGGUUGGCAUCAGUGCCAUGCUCAUGGCAUCCAAGUAUGAAGAAAUAUGGCCACCUGAGGUUAAUGACUUUGUUUGCCUCUCAGACAGAGCUUACACUCACGAACAGAUAUUAGUGAUGGAGAAAACCAUAUUAAACAAGCUGGAAUGGACUUUGACUGUGCCCACCACUUACGUUUUCCUUGUUCGUUUCAUCAAGGCUUCCAUUCCUGAUGAGAAAUUUGAAAACAUGGUCUAUUUUCUUUCUGAGUUGGGAGCCAUGCAUUAUGCCACCAUAAUGUAUUGCCCAUCAAUGGUUGCUGCCUCAGCAGUCUUAGCAGCUCGUUACACUCUAAACAAGAACCCCACUUGGAGCGACACCCUGAAGCUUCACACUGGAUACUCAGAAGCACAACUAAUGUAA